AUCACUAAAGAUAUCAUUUGGAUUUCAGAGUAAAGUUUUCUGAGCUCGGUGAAAGUAUCCUAAGAUGUCUUCAAACAAGGCGAUUUCUUUUGCAAUUUUCGUUUGUCUAGCCUUUUUCUUACUUUUCAAACGGUUGGACGCAAGACCUCUAGAGUUUGAAGCCUCGAUCGUACAGAACGUUACACAAAAUUUGCAAAAAUUAGAUGCUUCUAUUAAUGACAACAUAAUCAGGAAGGAUUUCUACAUCCUGGAAUACCCGGAGGAAAUUAUUGCUGAAGAAGUGGAUGCGUUCAUGCAGAAGAUGGAACAGAGACGCCAGUUUGAGCUGGAUCGUUACAUUGCGCGCUUGUUUUCCGAAUUCAAGAAACGUGAACAAGACGGAACACUGGAUGUUGCACGUGUUUAAUCAAUUUUAAUCUUAAAUCUGUAACCUAAUUGAAAGUUUGUUAAGUUAUUUUUUGGAAAUUAUC
Uranotaenia lowii is the source of this 470-nucleotide messenger RNA. RefSeq lists its product as uncharacterized. The transcript is spliced from 2 exons. Bases 65 to 406 code for a protein of 113 amino acids. The record is from RefSeq and is a predicted model, not a curated record. NCBI's taxonomy places the organism in Eukaryota, Metazoa, Arthropoda, Insecta, Diptera, Culicidae.